GAGCAGUAUAAAAGUGGGUCCUUCUGCUCACUCUCUCAUCCACUCCUUUGCCUCCAUCUUAUUGGGAACAAGACAUGUCCUGCUCCACCCCGUGCCUGCCCUGCCAGCCCUGCGGGCCCACCCCGCUGGCCAACAGCUGCAAUGAGCCCUGUGUCAGGCAGUGCCAGGACUCCACCGUGGUCAUCCAGCCCUCCCCCGUGGUGGUGACCCUGCCUGGGCCCAUCCUCAGCUCCUUCCCACAGAACACCGCCGUGGGAUCCUCCACCUCCGCUGCCGUUGGCAGCAUCCUCAGCUCUCAGGGAGUGCCCAUCAACUCCGGGGGCUUUGGCCUCUCUGGGCUGGGCAGUGGCCUCUGUGGCAGGAGCUGCUUCCCCUGCUAA
Messenger RNA from Myiozetetes cayanensis, 380 nucleotides. RefSeq names its product feather keratin Cos1-1/Cos1-3/Cos2-1-like. The record is from RefSeq and is a predicted model, not a curated record. Bases 75 to 380 code for a protein of 101 amino acids. Gene Ontology annotation, cellular component: intermediate filament. Lineage: Eukaryota; Metazoa; Chordata; Aves; Passeriformes; Tyrannidae. The transcript is spliced from 2 exons. Gene Ontology annotation, molecular function: structural constituent of cytoskeleton.